Messenger RNA from Elephantulus edwardii (Cape elephant shrew), 1392 nucleotides. RefSeq names its product leucine zipper protein 2-like. NCBI's taxonomy places the organism in Eukaryota, Metazoa, Chordata, Mammalia, Macroscelidea, Macroscelididae. The record is from RefSeq and is a predicted model, not a curated record.
AUGUUGGCAGGCAAAGCUGCUUGCAAUGGCAUCGUGGGCUCUGGGCACAUUGGUGGACGCUGCUCACUUUUGCUCUCCCCCCACCCUCAUCAGGAGGAUCAUUAUGCAUUUCUAAUUAGAAUAGUCUUUUCAAAGCCCUCUCUGGAGCACCUUUCUUCCAAGCACUGUUUAAUCAGCUCACUCCUCGCUCCAGCCUUCGCUGAUCGGCAGUCCAUGUGUCCAUCUCCUUCUGUCCUCUGCUGGAGAGGGCACAUCUCCGGCUGAGGACUGAGCCGGACACCAGAGAGUGGCAAGGACCAGGAGCAGGCGAGGGAGCCAGGCAGCGAGGAAAGGAGGACCCCGGCAGGCAACAGAAUGAAAUUCAGCCCAGCGCACUACUUGCUGCCUCUGCUGCCAGCAUUGGUCCUCAGCACCAGACAGGACUAUGAAGAGCUGGAAAAGCAGCUGAAAGAAGUUUUCAAAGAGCGUAGCACCAUCCUCCGUCAGUUGACGAAAACAUCCAGGGAACUUGAUGGAAUUAAAGUCAACCUUCAGUCUUUGAAAAAUGAUGAGCAAUCUGCCAAAACUGAUGUUCAGAAGCUUCUGGAAUUAGGCCAGAAACAAAGAGAAGAAAUGAAGUCUUUCCAGGAGGCCCUUCAAAAUCAACUUAAAGAAACAUCUGAGAAAGCCGAAAAACAUCAGGCCACUAUAAAUUUUUUAAAAACUGAAGUGGAAAGGAAGACGAAAAUGAUCCGAGAUCUUCAGAAUGAGAAUAAAAGCUUGAAAAACAAACUCUUGUCAGGAAGCAAGCUGUGUGGUAUCCAUGCAGAAGAGUCAAAAAAAAUCCAAGCCCAGCUGAAGGAGCUUCGUUAUGGGAAAAAGGAUUUACUAUUUAAGGCCCAACAGCUUACUGACCUUGAACAAAAAUUGGCUGUAGCCAAAAAUGAAUUAGAGAAAGCAGCUCUUGAUCGGGAGUCUCAGAUUAAAGCCAUGAAAGAGACGGUACAACUCUGCCUCACCUCUGUUUUCCGUGAUCAGCCUCCCCCUUUGAGUCUAGUCACAUCACAUCCAACUCAGAUUUUACUGCCACCCAGGACAGUUGACGCUAAGAUUCCAGACUCAACGACGAAAAACAAGCCUCAACAAAAUGUUCCUGGAAACAAUGGGAGCUCACAAGUUGAAUCAACAAAGGAAGAAAAGAUAAAUACCACUGAAUGUGAUUCUCAAAAUGAGGGCAAAGCUUGCUCAUUGAAGCACAAAGAAAGACCUCCAAGCAACACAACUGCAAACGCCAAGACUUCCUCACAGAAACUGCAAAUGUCUCCUUGUCCUGAAUGUGAAGUGAAAAAGUCAACAGGGAAAAAAUUGACCAACUUUGAGGAGGUUGCAACUAGAGAAGAAAAAAUAUUGUAA